AACAUUCUUAGUGUAAAAGUUAACGUGGAUGGUUUACUCUAUGCAAUUUGCGAUGUUUAAGUUGAUAACAAUAAAGUUUACAAGCGAAAAGUGUGCGAACGAAAACGAUUUUACCUUUUUUACCGAACUACGACUGUAACUUGUAAGCAAAAUGUGUUAGUGAUUAUGAAUGUUUCUACCACAGCGAUGGAUGGAAAUUUCGUGCAAUAUAUUAUAACACAUCCCAUAUGUGAAUAAUUGAAGAAAAUGAGCAGAAAUUUCAGUAGAAGAAUACCAGAAUUUCACGAUGAGCAUUGCUGCGCGGGAAAUGUCUCAGGCAAUUUCCGCCGCACCUCGUCACUGCGCGUGCGCGGUGAAAAAAUGGUGCAUCGCUCGCCUCUUUCUACCAGGAAAUUAAUUUCAAUUCCUAUAAUCACGGAACACCAGAAAAAUCGCAGCGAUGGGGCCCGAAUUGUUGAGCCCAAUCAUCGCCCUCGAAGCCAAUCAUUCAGCUCUAAUGCUCAAAAGCCUGCCAAAUCCUGCCUGAAGAUACAAGAGCACUGCAUGGACAACGGGAAACUGAGCAUCUCAGACUCUGCCCACACACCCCCAGGGUCCCCAGAAGAGCUGCCUGAUGAUGAGUCUCUCCACAGCUAUGGCAGUGCUGCCACAGCUGCCUCCAUGGAUGCUGGGUAUGCCCCGUUCAAUGGCACAACAUUCAGUGGGCGCUCCAUGCGAUAUGUCCUCCACUGCUCAUCACAUGCAGGUCUUGCAGGGGAGGAGUACCUCACUCCCACUCAACGAGCCCAAAAACAAAUCCGUAGACUGAAAAACCUCCUCAGCCAAGCCAAAAAAGACUUAGACAAGAAAGAUAGUGAAAUUUUCCACCUCACCAAAGAGGUUGUAGAGUUACGCCUUUAUAAAGCAUCAGUCUGUUCUCCGGAUGAAAAGUCUAACUCCAGUGAGAUUGUAACAAUAAGAGAGAAUGAUGAAGCUUCAAUUGAACAGGAAAGCCCAAAGACUGAAGAUGCAGCAAGGUCCUUUGAUGUUACCGACAGCCCACUGUUCAAGGUUCAAACCCCAACCAGGGGCCGUAAUAGUGACAUGCAAGGCUCUUUCACUGACUCUGGACAUUUUGAUGAUCUCACUAACUCCUCACUACAUUCCAAAGAAUCUGUUCACAUGUUGACUCAUGAUGCGUCCUGCAUGGUAGAACUAGAUGGUGAUGAAGAUCGCCGAAGUCUGAUUUCAUAUUAUGAGAAGAAAGUGGAAGAUGUUAUGAGAUCACAUGUGGGUGAAACUCAGGAGUUGAAAAAAGCUCAUAAUGACAAAGUAGAGGCUUUGCUGCAGAAGCUGGCAGAUGUGAAUACACGGUAUUGUGAAUUGCUACCAAACUAUGAACAGGCAAAAGAAAGGAUUCACGUUUUAGAAAAGCAGUUAGAAGAAGCAAGCAAGCAGCUACAAGAAGAGGACAGCAGGCACCGGGCCGUCUAUCUGCAGAUGUACAACAAGGGAGUUGAGGCCGCCAAAUUCGACUUAGACAGGGAUGGUGAUGCUGGAGGGUCACAGAGUCCAAUGAGCAGGGUGUCGGUGGAGGAGCUGCUGGAACAGCUGCAGAUCACGCAGACUGAGCUUGAAAAUGUCCGAGACACAGCAUUCACUGAAGACAGAACGGCCAAAUCCCAAGUACUGCUAAGUGCAAAGGAGGCUGUUUCUUUAUGGGUCCUAGGAGCUCGAAAGGCCAUGUAUCGUCGCAUCGUUGAGUCACAGAAAGGCAACAAGACCAAUGUAGACCCUGAAGUGACUUUGCAGUUCCUUAAGUCAGCAAUCUACUAUUUCCUCACUGACCCGGAGAACCACCACGGCCACCUCAAUGCGAUAGAGAAUAUUCUCGGCUUCACCGAGGCCGAGAAGAAGAACAUUCGCAAGGCUAGAGCUACUUAAAGACUGCUGUGAACGUGUGAUAUGCCCUUACUGUAGAUUAGGGGUUAUUUAUAAUAGUUACACCUCCAGCCGGUAGUGAACCUUAUGGCAAUGCCAUAGAGCUCACUGGUGGUCACAUGGGUAGUAAUUGUUGGGAGUAACCCAGCCUAGCCGCGUUGCUACACAUAGAUAGGUUUUAAAUGUUGCAUGUCGUCUGAGACGAUACAGAUUAUUUUAAGCAUAUUUUAGAUUGUGUGCACUUGCAAUUAUAAUUGUCUUUACGAAGCAUAAUAGUUAAAAGCACAUAAUUAUUUACUUGUGGUGAUUGUUUUACUCUCAGCUCAUUUGUAAUAAGUUUUAAAAUCGAAUUUAUUUUAGAUACUGAAAUUGUGAUUUCCUUUUAGUUUUUAAGGCCAAAGAUUGAGUUCGUGCUCUCAUAAAAAUAGUGCGAUUUGACUUUUAAGUUAAGAGUACAGUGAUUUAAACUCCUUCGUUCCUAAUAAGUUCUUAACUAGGUAAUAUUGUUAAGUUUUUAUAGUUUUUAUCACUUUUUGGUGUUGUUUUCCUAUUUGUAUCUGACUUUUUCUUUCGUAUUUACUAUUUUGCAUGCUGGACAGCAUUUUAUUAUUUUAUUUUAAUCAGGGAAUUUAUGGUUUUUAUUUUUUGUUUUAUCGAAAAUGGAUGGCCAAUCAUGUUUUUUUGACCGUUUAAACUAACAAAUUAUUGUUUGUUGAAUAACUUUAAAGAUAAAUUUUAUGAAUGGACUUACCAUAAAAUGACAUAAAACAGGCCACGUGGCUUGGUAUACGCGUAAUAUUUGUCUUUACAUGUUAUUCCAGCAACUAAAUAUACAGACUUAUUCACUAAUUCCGUCAAAUUCUUGCUACCGCAAUGUUGCAUCUGUGAUUAAAGUACCUUUGUUAGUAUUGCAUAAUAAUAAUUUAUGUAUAUGUAGUCGAUAACUCAGCACUUCUCAAUUUGGAAUGUGCGGAAGUGAGCUUGGUUCUGUUAAUACCUACUUCUGCACUUGGCAAAUUGAACAGGUGUUCGAUUAUGAAGGAAUUAAGUUAUUAGUUAAAUUAUGUAUAGGUAAAUGCAGUAGGUAUGUGGAGAUUUUAGAUAUCAAGUGAUUUUGCAUCCAUUCCAUAGUAAAUAAUGAUAAAGCAGCUAUUAAAGCGUCCAGUAGAGGUAAAAUCGGGUACCUAAAAUGAUAUACCUAGGUAUUAUAGAUUUUAAUAAUUUAUUCACUGAUUGUGUAUUUCAUGACAUAAUCUUAUUUUUCCUGUGACAAUUUGCUUGCUUUCGUUAUUAUUAAACUGAAAAUUAAGUA
Cydia pomonella (codling moth) is the source of this 3232-nucleotide messenger RNA. RefSeq names its product protein quick-to-court (gene qtc). Lineage: Eukaryota; Metazoa; Arthropoda; Insecta; Lepidoptera; Tortricidae. The transcript is spliced from 6 exons. The record is from RefSeq and is a predicted model, not a curated record. Bases 247 to 1923 code for a protein of 558 amino acids.